AUGGCUCUAGCCUUUGCUGUCCCUGGCUCAGCCUCGCUAGUGGCGGCCCACCCGAAGUGUACCGGAGCUCAGCAGGCCUCAGCAUGCGGGCAGAGCAUGCAAGGUGCUGUGGCUCUUACUGCUGCCACGUUGACAUUUGCUGGCAAGCAGAGGAUGCAGAAAAGGCCAGCACCGCACUCUGGAACUCAUAUGCUCAAGUCUGAAAUGACCGAGACGUCUACAGACAGCAACAGCAACAACAAUGACUACGCAUACAAUUUGGUGAAGAUCUGCCUGGUUGUCACUUUGCUGCCUUUCCUGUUCUGCCUGGGCAACUUCUUCUAUGAUAGAUCCCUUAGUGACUUCGAUGUUGAGUAUGGGCCUCACCUGUCUCAUCCAGCACUGCGAGCUACUUCAACCAUUCAGGCGAUCAUGGUUUUUGCAGCGUUGUUCUGGCGUGAGAAAUAUCGGAAUGAUCCCAUUGACCGACUCUUCGGUUGGCUUUUUGUGCCAGAGGCAGUUACGCACAUCAUACUGCACUUCUUCAGCCAUCACUUGCCAGUUGCAAACUUUGCGUUUGCAUAUGCGUUCAGUGCUGGCAUUGCACUUCCAGGAUUCUUGUCACUUCUGUGCUACGUCCCCAAGGAGAAGAAGUUGCCCUGGAUGUACCUUGUGUUGUACGUUGUUACGCAGAUUCCCAUUGUUGCAGGCUUGACGAACAUGGUUGGCCCCGCAAAAAUGAGGCUGAACUAUGCCAAUAUCAACACCGCCUGCAUUACUACGCCUUUCUUCUAUGGCAUCCUCAAACGGUGGAAGGACGUUCCGAAAAGUCCGGUGGUCUUAGCUACCUUGACCAUCAGCUACCAAGUCGCCAUGGGGAUAAUGGGCCCUAUCACGGGAGGCUCAGACCUGAAGCUCUAUGAUCCGUCUUGCAUCUUUCAGCACGGUGUGGUCGACAUUGGCUUCGGGAUUGCCUAUGCAGUUUCGAUCAUCUGCGGAGUCUUUAAACCGGGCGUUGCGCGCCCCGCAUGGGACUGA
This is a messenger RNA of Symbiodinium pilosum, 1017 nucleotides long. The record is from the annotation of a GenBank genome assembly. Lineage: Eukaryota; Dinophyceae; Suessiales; Symbiodiniaceae.